Caenorhabditis elegans is the source of this 1467-nucleotide messenger RNA. It is a transcript of the gene nep-4, whose product is annotated as Peptidase M13 C-terminal domain-containing protein. The record is from RefSeq and is marked reviewed. Bases 11 to 1324 code for a protein of 437 amino acids. The transcript is spliced from 9 exons. Gene Ontology annotation, biological process: proteolysis. Lineage: Eukaryota; Metazoa; Nematoda; Chromadorea; Rhabditida; Rhabditidae. Gene Ontology annotation, molecular function: metallopeptidase activity; metalloendopeptidase activity.
UUUUUCCGAAAUGUGGCUGAUAAUACUUUUUUGUUUUCUACCGACCCAAAAUGCGUAUGAACAUCCGUUCGAUUUUAUUGAAAAUGCGCUAGAGAAAAUAGUGGACUGGAAAUCAGAUCCCUGUGAUGAUUUUUACCGUCAUGCUUGUCCAGUUGGCAGCAUUGAAGACAUUAUAAAAGUAUCGAUGCAACCUUUAAAAGAUGCAUUAAAUCAUUCGUGGAAGCAGAAAGGCCAACGAAACGAGGGAAAAGUCUAUAAUAUCAACUUUCGAAGAUCCCACAUAUGCUGCCACUUUUUUUGCAAAUUAUUAUUUAUCUAUUAUGACUAUCAAUAUAGAUUUAUCAAUUAUGUCACUUUUUACGACGGAAUGUUGCAACCAUUAUAUUACCACGUUGAAGCAAAUGUUACUGACGGAAUUAACGAAAUUCACCAAAUGAUGGAGGACAUGGUAGAAUUAGGGAAUAUUUGGCUUGAGAAAACUCCGUGGGUUAUUAACAAUAACCUAACCGAGGAAAUGAAGAAUAUUACAAAUGCAAUUAAAAUGCCAGUGUCACUGACCAAAUAUACCAACUUUAUUUACAAUUUGCUAUCUCCAAUAGAAACUGAUUUUCUGAAUUGUGUUUCCGAAUUUGAAGGAAUUCAAAACAAUACUCUAUUUUGCUUAUUUUAUUCAGCGAAGAUAUUCGUACGCACACGUGGUAGCUAUUUCAUAGAUGAUAACGGCUACAAUGCAGAAGGAACAAUUUACUUUGGUUUUCCAAAUUAUUAUCAUACUACAUAUGGAAACUGGAGAGCAUCAAAACUGGGAUACACAGGAACACGAGUAGGUCAUGAAAUCGGCCAUACUUUCAUUGAACACAGUAUCAAUCCUGACGGUCUUCCGUAUUUUUCAAAGCCAGCUGAGGAUUGCGUUCAGAAUCAAUAUUUAAAGACUUGCAAUGAAUAUUACGAAGGGGAAGUUCCUGAUGCUUGCAAUACUUCAGACUAUACAUUUGAUGAUAAUGGUGCUGAUGUUUUUGGUCUGCAACUUGCAUAUGCAAUACUGGAGAGAGAUUUGAGCGACCAAUUGAGAGAGCAAGCUGAUGGUUUAAAAAUCACAAACGAACAAUUGUUGUUCUAUUCAUUUGCCUACAGAUUUUGCAGGGGAUCAAAAUCCAAUACAACAGAUGGCUCGCAUUCGCAUCACAAUGUUCGAAUUAAUGCUGUUGCACAAAUGCCAGGAUUUCAGCAAGCAUUUAAUUGUGCAAGUGACUCAAGAAUGAUGAAGUCUGCAACAAAACAGUGCGUCAUUUAUGGUAACAAUGCUCCGGAGACACGCAAAUAGUUGAAUGGAGAUAGCUGACGUUCAGUUAUUUAUCGUUUCACUCUACAUUUAGUUUUGAUUCAAAUUUUAUUCGCUUGUUUUUAAAUUUCAUAUAAAUUUGUAGACACUUUUCAUUAUUCAAAAAUAAAAGUCUUGCUAACACU